UGUCCUGGAUAUCCCACGGAUACCAUAUCCAGAGGCCCUUAGCUUUCUACUCUUUUUAUUACGACGCCGCCGUUUGAGCCUACCAUACGAUCGCCGUCUCGCCGAGCCGCUCCCCCUCCUCGUGGUCUCUCUCUCUCUCUCUCUCCCCCUCCCCCUCCCUCUCCCUCUCCCCCCCUUUUCUUGUCCCAGCCGACGAUGUCUUCUUCCCAGGGCCGAAGGGGGUCUCUCCCAGGGACGAGCCGCGACGGCGAGGGUCUGCUUUCCAGGGUCUCGAGCUCCAUCUCGCAGUCCCCGAUCGUGUACCGCGGGAAGGUCGCCGCCUCCGAGGCUGCCACCGUCUCCAAGAAGCUCCUCUGGAGCACUGGCCGCGCUGCCUGGAUCGCCGGCACCACCUUCCUCGUCCUCGUGGUUCCCCUGAUCAUCGAGAUGGACCGGGAGCAGCAGAUGAACGAGCUCGAGAUGCAGCAGGCCAGCCUACUCGGCACCUCCUCGCCCUCCAUGGCCGCCCCGCCCCUCCCAAGUGAUCGUCGUUCAGGUCAGCAGGGCUCUUCCCAUCUAGGGUUCCGUCAUGAUUCGGCUUCGUGAUCUUGUGAGAAGCUGAAGUGAUGGGGUUUAGGUCCUUGGUAUUUGUUCUGGAUUCAUGAAGCUUUUGCCUUUUUGAAUUUGCUAUAGCCUGUUGUUGAAUUCAUAUCUCUAUAUCGAGUUUCCUGUUCUGAUAUAUGAGACUUGUGAAAUUUUACAAACUGAUUAGUUUGCUCUAGCGGUGGAAUUAGUUCUGUUUUGUUUA
This is a messenger RNA of Elaeis guineensis (African oil palm), 787 nucleotides long. Lineage: Eukaryota; Viridiplantae; Streptophyta; Magnoliopsida; Arecales; Arecaceae. The record is from RefSeq and is a predicted model, not a curated record.